Marmota flaviventris (yellow-bellied marmot) is the source of this 603-nucleotide messenger RNA. NCBI's taxonomy places the organism in Eukaryota, Metazoa, Chordata, Mammalia, Rodentia, Sciuridae. The record is from RefSeq and is a predicted model, not a curated record.
AUGGACCAGGACAUGUUGCCCACUUUGAAGAUCCUCAUCAUUGUUGAGUAUGGGGUGGGCAAGUCCAGACUGAUCUUGAGGUUCACAGAUAACUUUGAUCCAAAACUUGCAGCAAAAAUAGGUGUUGACUUUAAGGUAAAAACAAUUUCAGUGGAUGGAAAUAAGACUAAACUUGCAAUAUGGGAUACUGCUGGUCAAGAGAGGUUUAGAACAUUAACUCCCAACUAUUACAGAGGUGCACAGGGUGUUAUAUUAGUUUAUGAUGUCACAAAAAGAGACACCUUUGUUAAAUUGGAUAAUUGGUUAAAUGAAUUGGAAACUUACUGUAUAAGAAAUGACAUAGUAAACAUGCUAGUUGGAAAUAAAAUUGAUAAGAAAAAUCGUGAAAGGCAACUGCAAAAACCUGUGAUGAUGUACAGUGUGCCUUUGAAGAACCUGUUGAAAAGAUCAUUCAGAUGCCUAGACUAUGGAAAAGUGAGAACCAGAAUAAAGGAGUCAAAUUGUCACACCUGGAAAAAAGCCAUGGAGAAGGAGCCUGUGGUGGUUAUUGUUCUGUGUUAUAAACUCUGGGAAAUUCCUUCUCUUGAAUGUUUGAUCAGAUAG